Messenger RNA from Fraxinus pennsylvanica, 1287 nucleotides. The record is from the annotation of a GenBank genome assembly. Lineage: Eukaryota; Viridiplantae; Streptophyta; Magnoliopsida; Lamiales; Oleaceae.
AUGGCAAGAAUGUGCAUGCAAUUCAACACAACUCUGGCAGUGGCCUUUGCAAAAGAAAAUACCGAACAAAAAGCCAAUCCUAAUAGAGUUGAGCUCCCAGAAAAAGUUAAGAAUUCAAGAAUUCUGGUACUGGGAGGCACAGGAAGAGUUGGAGGAUCUACUGCAAUUGCUCUCUCCAAAUUUUGUCCUGAUCUUCGCAUAGUCGUUGGUGGUCGAAACAGGGAAAAGGGGGAUGCAAUGGUAGCUAAACUUGGGAACAAUUCAGAAUUCACUGAAGUCAACAUUGAUGAUAAUAAAUCAUUGGAAGAAACUUUGAAUGAUGUGGAUCUUGUUGUUCACACUGCUGGGCCGUUUCAACAGGCUGAGAAGUGUACCGUGCUUGAAGCUGCUGUUCAGACCAAGACAGCAUAUAUUGAUGUGUGUGAUGAUACAAGCUAUGCAAGGCGUGCAAAAUCCUAUAUGAACAAAGCACUCGAUGCAAAUAUUCCAGCAAUCACAACUGGUGGAAUCUAUCCGGGAGUGAGCAAUGUGAUGGCUGCAGAACUUGUCCGUGCUGCAAAAACCGAAGGCCAAGGUGAGCCAGAGAGGCUGAGGUUCUACUACUAUACAGCUGGCUCUGGUGGUGCUGGCCCUACAAUAUUAGCAACCAGCUUUUUACUUCUAGGAGAGGAGGUCGUUGCAUAUAAUAAAGGAGCAAAAAUAAAAUUGAAGCCUUAUAGCGGAAUGCUCAACAUCGAUUUUGGAAUUGGGAUCGGAAAGAAGGAUGUUUUCCUCUUAAACUUGCCAGAGGUCAGAAGUAUUCACGAGGUCCUUGAAGUUCCAACUGUCAGUGCUAGGUUUGGAACUUCACCUUUCUUCUGGAAUUGGGGAAUGGCAGCUAUGACAAGUCUUCUUCCUUCGGAAUUUCUAAGAGACAGAAGCAAAGUUCAACAAUUGGUUCAACAAUUCGAUCCUUUAGUUCGAGCAGUUGACAGAAUUGCUGGAGAGAAAGUCUCAAUGAGGGUUGAUUUGGAGUGUUCAGAUGGGCGCCAUAGAAUAGGAAUUUUCAGUCACAGAAGACUAUCCGAAUCAGUGGGAACCGCAAUUGCUGCAUUUGUACUUGCCAUGCUCGAGGGAGGCACGCAACCGGGCGUUUGGUUUCCAGAAGAGCCUGAAGGAAUCGCAAUCGAGGCACGAGAACCUCUUCUGAAACGUGCGACGCAAGGAAGGAUCAAUUUCAUAAUGAACAAGGCUCCAUGGAUGGUUGAAACAGACCCUAAAGAAGUUGGAUUAGGAAUUUAUGUAUGA